This is a messenger RNA of Tupaia belangeri chinensis (Chinese tree shrew), 1816 nucleotides long. RefSeq names its product cytochrome b5 reductase 4 (gene CYB5R4). The transcript is spliced from 15 exons. Gene Ontology annotation, cellular component: cytoplasm; endoplasmic reticulum. The record is from RefSeq and is a predicted model, not a curated record. Bases 133 to 1665 code for a protein of 510 amino acids. Gene Ontology annotation, biological process: superoxide metabolic process. NCBI's taxonomy places the organism in Eukaryota, Metazoa, Chordata, Mammalia, Scandentia, Tupaiidae. Gene Ontology annotation, molecular function: heme binding; cytochrome-b5 reductase activity, acting on NAD(P)H.
CCCGGAGGUGGGUUGGGGGCUUGGCCUCUGCCCGGCCGCUGAGCCGGUGCGGGAGGUGGCAUCCAGAGGGGCUUCGCAAAACGAUCCAGUGCCGCGGCGGACCCCGGGCGGGGCCCAGGCCAGAGGUCCAGAAUGCUGAACAUCCCUUCCCAGGCUUUCCCUGCCCCCAGCUCGCAGCAGCGCGUCUCCUCCGGGGGGCGUAGCAAGGUUCCUUUAAAACAGGGCAGAAGUCUUAUGGAUUGGAUUCGACUGACCAAAAGUGGAAAGGACCUAACAGGACUAAAGGGCAGAUUGAUCGAAGUAACUGAAGAAGAACUUAAGAAACACAACAAAAAAGAGGAUUGUUGGAUAUGCAUAAGAGGGUUCGUUUAUAAUGUUACCCCUUACAUGGAAUAUCAUCCUGGGGGAGAAGAUGAGCUAAUGAGAGCAGCAGGAUCAGAUGGUACUGACCUUUUUGAUCAGGUUCACCGUUGGGUCAAUUAUGAAUCCAUGCUGAAAGAAUGCCUGGUUGGCAGAAUGGCGGUUAAACUUACCAUUCCUAAAGGCAUGCUUCCCAAGAGCCAAGUGACAGACACACCUGCCAAAGAAGGUCUUAGUUCUCCAAGCUAUGAUUGGUUCCAAACAGACUCUUUAGUCACCAUUGUUAUAUAUACUAAACAGAAGGAUAUCAAUUUAGACUCAGUAAUAGUUGAUCUUCAGGAUAAUUCCUUUAGAGCAGAAGCAACUAUCAAGGAUUAUUCAUAUCUAAUACAUAUUGGGCUAAGCCACGAGGUUCAGGAAGAUUUUUCUGUACGAGUUAUUGAGAAUGUAGGAAAAAUAGAGAUUGUCCUAAAGAAAAAAGAAGAUAUUUCUUGGAAAUUUCUUGGUCAUCUCCUGGAGAAUCAUAAUUCAUUUAUUCCAAAGAAAGACAGAGGUUUGUACUACAGAAAGUGCCAGUUAAUUUCCAAGGAAGAAGUUACUCAUGAUACGAAGCUUUUCUGUUUGAUGAUGCCACCAAGCACUCAUCUUCAGGUGCCAAUUGGGCAACAUGUUUACCUCAAGCUAACUAUUUCAGGUACAGAAAUAGUAAAGCCAUAUACACCUGUAUCUGAUUCCUUACUCUCAGAAUUUAAGGAACCAGUUCUUCCCAACAAUAAAUACAUCUACUUUUUAAUCAAAAUCUAUCCUGCUGGACUCUUCACACCAGGGCUUGAUCAUCUUCAGAUUGGAGAUUUUGUUUCUGUAAGCAGUCCUGAGGGCAACUUUGAAAUAUCCAAGUUUCAAGAAUUAGAAGAUCUCUUUUUGUUGGCAGCUGGAACAGGCUUCACACCAAUGGUUAAAAUAUUGAAUUAUGCUUUGCCUAAUAUACCCAGUCUCAGGAAAGUGAAGCUGAUGUUCUUCAAUAAAACAGAGGAGGAUAUAAUUUGGAGAAGCCAAUUGGAGAAAUUAGCAUUUAAAGAUAAAAGAUUCGAUGUUGAAUUUGUGCUCUCAGCGCCUACUUCUGAAUGGAAUGGCAAACAAGGACAUAUUUCACCAGCUCAUCUUUCUGAAUUUUUGAGAAGAAAUUCAGAAAAAUCCAAAGUCCUCAUCUGCAUUUGUGGACCAGUGCCAUUUAUAGAACAAGGAAUAAGGUUGCUGCACGAUCUUAACUUUUCCAAAGAGGAGAUUCAUAGUUUUACAGCAUAAUGAAGAACUGUCAUUGUUCUUUAUUCAACUAGUUUAUCUAAAUUUGUGACUGCUUAGGAUUUUUUUAAGAGGACAUUUUUGUAUAUUCUAAUAGGUUAACCAGACUCUAGGCUUAAGUUUCUUUAAUGAAAUAAAAUGUUCCUUCAGUAUA